AUGCGACUGGCCAACGGCCACUUGUCUCCCCUAGCGUUCAACCCCGGAAGCAGGGACCGCCCGCCGGCGUGGCAGGCCGGGGACGUGGCGGGCGGCGGCGCGGACCACCCCAGUCCAGUCCAGUGCCGCCUGGUGUGGGAGGACACCCCUUCCACCCCCACCUCCCCCUCUGCCUGCUUCCUGGCGCACGACACAGACGGCGUCGCCCCCCUUCUGUGCCUGCACUCCGCCCACCGCGCCACGCUCACCAUGCUGGCGGGGCUGCGGGGGCCCGGCGGCGCGACAGCCACCCAGCGCCCCGCCCUCACGGCGCUACCCCUGGAGGACGCCCCGCACGCGCUGCGCGGCGGCGAUCCUUCAUCCGUUCCUCCCGCACGGCGCUGCGUGCUGGUGCUGGAACCAGGCACGGGCGCGCUGCGUGCGCUGGCCGGGCCCCGGCACCACCUGGCGCGGCUGUGCCUGCCCGGGCGGCAAUCUGGUCGGCGCAGCGUGACUGCCAUCGCUGACCCGGCGGGAUGCGAGGUCACGAUGGCGACGGACGGCGGCACACGACUGCGCGUCAGCUUCCACCUUCGCCCCAGCUGCCCGGCGGUGGCCGCUGCGCUGGCGGCGGUGGCUGAAGCCGCAGGCCACGGCGCCGGGCUGGAGCUGCAGACCACCUGGCUGCAGGCCCUGGGUGAGCGGUGGAGCAGCAUUCUGUGUGGGCCGUGGGGGAAUUGGGCCUGCACGGGAAGGGGAGGUGCCCAUGCAUGUCAAUGCCCACCCUUUCGGGUCGCGCUUGGGUGUAGAGGGUGGAGGGCCAUGCGAGUGUUGACUCGCAUUCCUCUGGGAACUGCAGCGAUUCCUUCCCCCACGCAACGCGAACCAGCUGGUUUUUGCCGCCGCCCAUGCUCCUCCCACUCCUCCCGACAAGCCCACCCCGCCGCCCACAAACCCACCGGCCCCACACUCCACAGGUCCAAGAGUCCCCGGCAGGACCGCGGACGAGGAGCUGGCGGCGCUGUGCCGCGCCGCCCUCGCCUGGCCGGCACCACGUCCCGCCGAGGGCGCCGCGCGGCGGGACCAAGGGACGGGGCUUCAGACGCCCCAACGCACCGGCACCCUGGCUUGGUCCCGGCCCCGGCGCUCCCCCUGGCUGGACCGCCUGGAUGCCGAUGGGCGGGCCCAGCGCAAGCCAGCCUGCCGAUAGCUCCGCUUCAGCCUAGGGACAGCGGGACGAUCCACCCAGCACACGACACCCCUCCCAGCGCGCAGACCACGGCCCUCGCCGGCGCCCUGGUGGACGCCCUGCACGCCGUGGCGGAGGACUGCGCGCUGUGCACGCUGCGCGCACGUGCCGCGCCCCGCCUGCACGCGGCCGCGCGCGCCCUGGCCGAACAAAGCAGCCUCCCCCCACCGGUGCCGGGUUCGCUGGCAGCCGCGCUGGCGGCGGCCCUGGACGGAGUCGACGGCUCGCGGGCGGGGACUCCGUCGUUCCCGGCUCCCGUGCUCGUCCAGCGUCGCAGCCGCAGCGUGGCUGCCAGCGUGGAUGUCCUGGAUGCCUACCUCGCCCUGGGGUCCGCGGCGUCUCUGACCGGGCCGCCAGGGGCCACCGCGCCCGCGCAAGGGCCGCGGGAGGUCCUGGCGGCCGCGUGCGCGCGGGCCAUGGGGACCCUGGGCGCUCGCGGCUGGACCCCGGCGCGGCUCCAGGAGCUGCGCCUGGAGGUGCGGCUGCCCCUCCUCCAGGCGGCGCGCAUCUGCCGCGUCAUGUCCCUGCACCAGGGCUGGGACCCCGCAGCCCUGACCCUCAUAGGGCGGCUGGACGCUGCGGCCAACCAUGCGGCGACAGCGGGUGCAAAGGCGGACGCAGGGGCGCUCGACGACUUCCCGGGAGAGGGCAGGGGCCGCGUCGGGGGCGCCUGCGACCCCGCAGUCCUCCCCCUCCAUGCCCGCGUCGAGGCCAGGCCGGGAGCUAAGGGCUCCAUCGAGACCACCGAGGCCGGGCUGGCGGCGAGCAUGGGGAACCCCCAAACCGCCACCCCCCCGCCCCCAAGGCCGCUACUGCGCUUCGGCAGGGACCGGCGGCUGGAGGAGGUGACGCGCCUGCUGUCCUCCGAUGCCCCCGCCGACCUGCCGGCCGACGCCGCGGGCGACGACACCGGCGCAGAGGGCGGCCCCUCCGCCGCCGUGCAGGCCUGGAUCCGCGUCUCCGCGACGCGCACCGCAGCGCUGUGCGUCGGCCGCGGCGCGGCGGGGCUGGCCUCGCGCCGGCCCUCCCACGCCGAGGCGCUGGAGGUGGCGCCGCUGCGCCUCGCGGCACGCCUGCUGGGCAGCAACGGCGCGGUGGUGGGGCUGGACCUGUCCGCCGCGCCGCCGGCCCCCGGGGGCGGCGCCGCAGCCGCGGAGACGGCGUGGCCCGAGUUCCACGCCGGCGCGGCGGCGGGGCUGAGCCUCGUGCCCGCCGCGGGCCCGGCGGGGGCCCUGGGCCGCACCUGGGUGGCCUACCACAACCCGCCCGCGCCCUCCUACUCCCACGCCGGCCUGCUGCUGGGCCUGGGCGUCGCGGGGCACCUGGGCUGCCUGGCGGCCACCGACCUGUACCGCUACCUGGCCCAGGGGCACGAAGCCACCAUCCUGGCAGUGCUCCUGGGCAUGGCCGCCUCCAGGCGCGGCCUGCGCGACGCUGCGGUGUCCAAGAUGCUGCUGCUCCACCUCCCCAGCCGCCACCCCAGCACCUACCCGGACCUGGAGAUCCCGGCCUCGGUGCAGGGCGCAGCGCUCAUCGGCCUGGGCCUGGUGCACCUUGGCUCCUGCCACAGGCGCGUGUCAGGGGUGAUGUCGGAGGUGGUGAUGGCGGAGCUGGAGCGGCCCAUGGGCGCGGUGGAUGCGGCCGGCCCCCAGCCAGAGGGCGCCGAGCGCCCCCACACCCAGCGCAGGAGCGAGGACCGAGAGGCAUACAGCCUGGCGGCCGGCCUGGCCCUGGGACUCAUCCACCUGAGCAAGGGCACGCAGGCGCUUGGUCACGCUGAGCUGGACCUGGACACCCGCCUCUGUCGGCUGAUGCUUGGGGGGAUGAGGGAAGGCACCGUGGGCCGGCGCAGGCCUGGCAAGCCCCAGGCGCCCGGCGCGGAGCUCGGCGUCGCUCCCGACCUCUUCCAGGCCCAAGUCUCGGCGCCGGCGGCGCAGGGCCGGGCAGGCGGCGCGCAGCGCCAGGCGGGGGGGAGCGUGGCCGCCGACAUCGCCGCGGCUCAGGCCUCGCCGCUGACGGUGAUGGAAGGGGGUCUGCUGGAUCUGGGCACCAGCUGCCCGGCGGCAACCCUGGCGCUGGGACUGGCCCACCUGCAGACCGACGACGCCGCCGCGGCCGCGCGCUUUGCCAUGCCAGAGUCGCUGUUCGAGCUGGACUUUGUGAGACCGCAGCACCUCUUGCUGCGGGUGGCCAUGCGUGCCCUGGUCAUGUGGUCCGGCAUCACUCCUGCCGAGGACUGGGUGAUGCAGCAGUUGCCGCGCAUCUUGCAGUUUGACACCAGCAAGAUGCUGGGGGUGGGGCGGGCCGCCCGACGCAGGAAGGAGGAUGCGGAGGCUGUGUGUCAGGCACACAUCUCCUGCAUCGCGGGCGCGUGCCUCGCCGUCGGCCUGCGCCACGCCGGCAGCUGCAGCGCGGCUGCCGCCGGCCUCUUGCGCUCCAGGCUGGAGGGCCUGCUGCGCCUCAAGGCCGCCAUCCCGGAGCUGAACCCCGAUCGCCAGGGCUGGGCGCUCGGGCGCGUGCACGUGGAGGAGGCCGUGGAUGUGCUCGCGCUUUCUUUGGCUAUCGUCAUGGCUGGGAGCGGGCACUCGGCCACCCUGGGCCUCCUCAGGGGUCUGUCGCUGCGCUCUGCCCCCCACUCCCCUUCGAACGCCCUUCCCCCCGGCCCCACCCGCGCGCCGAGCUCCAGCCUGACCUACGGGGCGCACACCGCCGUCGGCAUGGCCCUGGGCUUCCUUUUCCUGGGCCAGGGGCGGCUGACCUUUGGCACGCGACCGCUGGCCGCGUUGCGGCACCUGUACGCGAUGGCCGCCGAGCCACGCUGCCUGAAUGCGCUGGACGUGCGCUCCGGGGUCCCGGUCUAUGUGCCCCUGACCCUCACGCUGGCCGGAGAAGAGAAAGGCACCGGCGCCACGGCGCUGGGCACCCCCACCCUCCAGCUCCUGGACGCGCAGCUGGCUGGAAAGGGCGGCGCCGGGGGGCACAUCUCGCCGCCUCGGCACGCCCUCGUUGCCCCGGGCCUGCUGCCGGCGGGCUCCCGGGUGGCCGAGCUGCGCGUGGACGGCCCGCGGUACCACCGGCAGAGCCUGGCCGGCGCCGCGCUGCGCGCGCUGUACCGCCGGCGGUACGUGUGGGUGCAGGGCACGGGCUGUGCGCUGCCUUACGCGGACGACCCGGGCGGGCUGCCCUGGGUCGCCGCCUUUGCCGCCGAGCUGUGCGACGACGAGGGCGCCGAGGACUGGGUGGCCGCCUGGCUGGCGCCCAGGGACCCGAAAGGAAAGGGUGAAUGGGCGGCAUGGGCCCGCGGCUCCCUCCUGGCCACCCUGGGUCAGGGCGACGUGGGCGAGAGCCUGCCCCUUGCCCUGGAAGUGCUGCAGGCGGCUCGAACCGGGCCAGGCGGCCCGAGCCGGAAUGGAGCCACUGCGUCAGACCUUGGCGCAGCCAUGCGGCACUCGCUGCUGACGUCCGGCUUCGGCCAGCGCCUCACGGCCGCGCAGGGUGAAGCAAACCACGACCCAGGCCUAAGCCUGGUAGAGGCAGAGGCGUGGCAACCUGUGGUGAGGCCCGAGGCGCUCCUCCAACUCCGGUGA
This is a messenger RNA of Auxenochlorella protothecoides, 4815 nucleotides long. RefSeq names its product Anaphase-promoting complex subunit 1. Gene Ontology annotation, cellular component: anaphase-promoting complex. Gene Ontology annotation, biological process: metaphase/anaphase transition of mitotic cell cycle; anaphase-promoting complex-dependent catabolic process; protein K11-linked ubiquitination. The coding region runs from base 1 to 4815 and encodes 1604 amino acids. The record is from RefSeq and is a predicted model, not a curated record. NCBI's taxonomy places the organism in Eukaryota, Viridiplantae, Chlorophyta, Trebouxiophyceae, Chlorellales, Chlorellaceae. The transcript has 13 exons. Gene Ontology annotation, molecular function: molecular adaptor activity.